Molecule: messenger RNA, 1779 nt
Organism: Diuraphis noxia (Russian wheat aphid)
Lineage: Eukaryota; Metazoa; Arthropoda; Insecta; Hemiptera; Aphididae
Gene: for
Product: cGMP-dependent protein kinase for
Biological process (GO): protein phosphorylation
Molecular function (GO): ATP binding; cGMP-dependent protein kinase activity
Source: RefSeq, a predicted model, not a curated record
CACGGACUGUAAGCUAUGGGCGAUCGAACGACAAUGCUUCCAGACAAUUAUGAUGAGGACUGGUCUCAUAAGACAAACGGAAUAUACAGAUUUCCUCAAGAGUGUUCCAAUAUUCAAAGACCUGCCCGAAGAAACCCUUAUAAAGAUUUCGGACGUUUUGGAAGAGACGUUCUACAAUGCCGGAGACUACAUAAUCAGACAAGGUGCCCGGGGAGACACGUUCUUCAUAAUCAACAAAGGAAAGGUUAAAGUCACCAUAAAACAAUCGAACAACGCCGAAGACAAGUACAUCAGGACGYUGCAGAAGGGUGACUUUUUCGGMGAAAAAGCGCUACAAGGCGAUGACUUGCGUACCGCGAACAUCAUCGCGUGCGACCCCGACGGAGUGUCAUGUUUGGUCAUAGACCGGGAGACAUUCAACCAACUGAUUGCCGGACUAGACGAGAUACGCACCAGAUACAAAGACGACGAUGUCUUGGGUCGAAUGAGCUCUACAAACAAGGAGUUCCAGAACCUGAAGCUUUCCGACCUGCAAGUUUUGGCCACUUUGGGCGUGGGUGGUUUCGGUCGCGUGGAACUCGUCCAAGUAAACAACGACACAUCCAGAUCGUUUGCCCUAAAACAAAUGAAAAAGAGUCAAAUUGUCGAGACUAGACAACAACAGCACAUCAUGUCAGAAAAAGAGAUCAUGGGAGAAGCUAACUGUGAAUUCAUUGUUAAGUUGUUCAAGACGUUCAAAGAUCAAAAAUACUUGUAUAUGCUCAUGGAGUCUUGUCUUGGGGGAGAAUUGUGGACUAUACUGAGAGACAAAGGCCAUUUUGAUGAUUCUACCACACGUUUCUACACUGGAUGUGUCGUUGAAGCAUUUGACUACUUACAUUCUCGUAACAUAAUCUACAGAGAUCUGAAACCUGAAAAUCUACUUUUGGAUAUCACUGGUUAUGUGAAAUUGGUCGAUUUCGGUUUUGCUAAAAAACUACAGAACGGAAGAAAAACCUGGACAUUUUGUGGAACACCAGAAUAUGUUGCCCCCGAAGUGAUUCUCAACAGAGGUCAUGAUAUAAGUGCUGAUUACUGGUCAUUAGGAGUACUUAUGUUUGAACUACUUACCGGUACACCGCCAUUCACUGGAGCCGAUCCGAUGAAAACUUAUAACAUAAUACUUAAAGGCAUAGAUGCAAUAGAAUUUCCAAGAAAUAUCACAAGGAAUGCUAGAGUCUUAAUUAAGAAAUUAUGCAGAGAUAAUCCAGCUGAACGGCUUACUGAAGUACAAAAACAUAAGUGGUUUGAUGGUUUCAAUUGGGAAGGACUACGUAAUCGAACCCUUACUCCUCCUAUCUUGCCAAAGGUGCGCAGUGCUAUAGACACAAGCAAUUUUGACAAUUAUCCGCCUGACGCAGACAGUCCACCACCAGAUGAUAAUUCAGGAUGGGAUGUAAAUUUUUAAAAUGUAAAAAACAAUAAUUAUUGUUUGUCCACGUCUACGAUUUUACUCUAUGGUUUCAAAUUACCCAUGUUUUACAUUCUAGUUAUGUCUUACAAAUUAAUUUAGUCUUGUUAAUUAUUCAGUGUACUACCAUAUGGAAACAAAUAAUUGUUAGAUUAUUUGAUAUUAUUUUUCAAAUUUUGUUAACCAUACCAUUUAAAUUUUGUUUUUAUAUAAAUAAAUAUUUGUUAUAUCCCCCUCCCUUUCUGAUAGGUAUCUAUAGAUACCUACAUUUACGAAUUUAAUAUACAAUAAGUGCCUUUCAAUUUUCUGAACACAAUUUAUUAUGGCAA